AUGGCGACUCCUGAGAGCCCUGUCCUUGGCUAUCGAUGGCGCUCGUCCCGGUCGUUGAUAAUAGGGACAGCGUGUUUGGCUUUGCUGACCGAGGUGUUACUCUAUGGCUUUGUGGUCCCGAUCUUGCCUUAUAUGCUCGAAGUUCGUUUGGGACAAGACCCUGCCCAGACGCAGCAAUUAACUGCUUGGUUGCUUGGAAUUCACGGCUUCGCGACAGUACUAUGUGCUCCGAUUCUUGCACACUUCAUCGAUAAAACAUCCAACCGAAGAUCUCCACUCCUGGUUUCUCUCACGGUCGCCUUUGCUGGAACUAUUCUUGUUGCUGCUACACCGAGUUACUGGGCUCUUACCCUAGGCCGAGUUAUCCAAGGUGUCGCGGGAGCGGCAGCAUGGAUCGUGUGUCUAGCCAUUUUGACCGAAAAUGCCGGCGAGGGAAAUGUCGGGAAGAUGAUGGGAGUAAGCAUGUCCGUCGUCAUGACUGGCACCGUUGGAGGGCCAGUGCUUUCAGGGACCUUACUAGAGUUGGCUGGGUACUGGCCUGCUUGGUACCUGCCGAUAGGGGUUCUGGCCUUCAAUAUUUUGUUUUGGUUGAUUUUGAUUGAACCCUCAGAGCAGUCUGCCGAUUCGUCCGAGGAAUCGAGACUGUCUGCCAAUGCUGAUACUACCAUUGCAGAAGAGAUCAAUAACUCCGAGGUCUCUCCACUUCUUUCGCCGAUUGUGCAGACUGACUCGAAGGACGGUGAUAUCCAGCCGACACUCCCGCCAGCCAAUUUCUACUAUACAAUGGCCUCAGAUCCUCGCGUUUUAGUCAGUUUCGCAAACGUCUUCAUCAGCUCUGUGCUCAUCGCUGGGUUGAACACCACCUUGCCGGUCCACCUUCGCCAGAUCUUUGGAUGGGGGCCCUUAGAUGUGGGGACAAUGUUUCUAUUACUUCGUAUUCCCGCUAUUGUCCUCGGUCCUUUGUCGGGCUGGCUCCGAGACGUUGUCGGUCUGCGUUACCCUACUACGAUCGGCUGGGUUCUCCUAGGCCCUUUGUUUAUGAUCAUGGGUGUUCCUGGCAAUGGCCUGUCUUGGGCUAGUGGGGAAGACAAGGGUAAACCUAUUUUUGUUUUCACGGUGAUUGGAAUUGGAAUGAUGCUGCCCUUGAUCCAGGGCUCGGGGAUGUUGCAUGCGCUGAUGGUCUUGGAUGAGUUUCAGGCAAAGCGACCUGGUAUAUUUGGUGCUCAUGGUGGACGUUCGAGGGUUUUUGCAAUGACUGAGAUUUCAUUCAACCUUGGGCUGAUGCUAGGGCCGCUAUUGGCAGGAUUCAUAACAGAGAAUGUUGAUUUCGGUGCUAUGAGUAUAACUUUAGGUACACUUUGCUUGAUUAUUGGCUUGUUGACCUAUUACUUCUUCAUGUCGGGACGUCAACCGACAGAGGAUGAUAUUGCGGCGUGA
Messenger RNA from Penicillium longicatenatum, 1437 nucleotides. RefSeq names its product MFS transporter. The transcript is spliced from 5 exons. NCBI's taxonomy places the organism in Eukaryota, Fungi, Ascomycota, Eurotiomycetes, Eurotiales, Aspergillaceae. The record is from RefSeq and is a predicted model, not a curated record. Bases 1 to 1437 code for a protein of 478 amino acids. Gene Ontology annotation, biological process: transmembrane transport. Gene Ontology annotation, molecular function: transmembrane transporter activity.